Molecule: messenger RNA, 1967 nt
Organism: Grus americana (Whooping crane)
Lineage: Eukaryota; Metazoa; Chordata; Aves; Gruiformes; Gruidae
Gene: GADD45A
Product: growth arrest and DNA damage inducible alpha
Exons: 3
Coding region: 80-628 (182 amino acids)
Biological process (GO): regulation of cell cycle
Cellular component (GO): nucleus; cytoplasm
Source: RefSeq, a predicted model, not a curated record
CCGCAGAGGCGGCGGCGCGGAGCAGAGCGAAGCGCGUGGGAGUGGGUGAGCGGCACCGGCAGCUCCCCGCGGAUGCACUAUGACUCUGGAGGAGCUGCCUGGGGACCACCGCACCGCCGGCAGGAUGGAGCAGGCGGGGGACGCGCUGGAGGAGGUGCUGAGCAAGGCGCUGAGCCAGCGGAGCCUCACCCUCGGUGUCUACGAGGCCGCCAAGCUGCUCAACGUGGACCCGGACAACGUGGUGCUGUGCCUGCUGGCGGCCGAUGAGGAGGAGGCGGGGGACGCGGCCCUGCAGAUCCACUUCACGUUGAUCCAGGCUUUCUGCUGCGAGAACGACAUCAACAUCCUCCGCGUCAGCAACCCGGCGCGGCUGGCCCAGCUCCUGCUGCCCGCCGCCGGCCCCGAGCCUCCCGCAGACCUCCACUGCGUCCUGGUCACGGUGAGCCGGGGAUGCACCGCCCGGCACCCCCGGGGCUCAGCGCGCUGCGGCCCGGUGUUCGUACGAGCGGCCGAGGAGCCGGGUCGUAGCCCUUUGGCCCCCGCCGGCCCCGGGGUGCUGCGGACGGGCGGCCCGGUGCUGGGCAGUGCAGGCAGCUCCUCCUUAGGUGCCGGUGGCUCGGAGGCGUAACUCGUCCUUCCAGUAGGCCGUGAGGAACGUGCAGAGCGCGUCUUCUGUCCGGCGAAGCCUGGGGUCGAGCGCGGUUUCGGUGUCGUUUGGGAAGAGCGGAGCUGACCGCGCCUGGGGCACGGCGGCGGCUGCGGCCCUCGCUCGGGGCUCGGACCCGUGUCCGGCGAGUGGGCCAGAAUGGGGAGAGGGUCCCACAGGAGCUGCAGGGGCCCAAAGGAAACUUUUAAUUUUUUUUUUGUAAUUUUUUUUUAAUUUUUUUUUUUUUCCCCCCCCUCUGCCCUGGGGUCCAAGGCCGUGAAACUCCUCGCGUGGUUCUGGGGUUGGUUUGUUUGUUUGCCAUAGGAGCGUGAAUCAUCUUCAAUUGCCACUGGGUUUUCUGCUGUGCUUUUUUUUUUUUUUCCCUCUUGUUCUUUCUGCGUGGGUUGGUUUUGUUUCUCUGCUAAAGCACUCUCCCCCCCCCUCUCUCUUUCCAGAACCCCCAUGCCUCGCAGUGGAAGGAUCCAGCGCUGAGUCAGCUGAUGUGCUUCUGCCGGGAGAGUCGCUACAUGGAUCAGUGGGUGCCAGUGAUUAACCUCCCCGAGCGGUGACCGCGCCGGGCCGCGAACGAACUGAACCGAAUUGCACUGAAGUUUUGCAAUACUUUUAGCAGUUGCUCAGGAAGUAACUCCCUGCCCUGGCACGAGGAUUACAGGGGAGGGGGGGGGAGGAAAAAAAAAAAAACCCAAACAAAAACAACAACAACAACAAAAAAACAAACAAAAAAAAUACAAAACUGAUGUCAAGGGGGGGUUAGGCUGAAGUUGAACUACGUCUUGUUGACUCCGAAGCGAUGGGGACGAGCGUGGAAGCGAAGCGGGAUGAGCAGCGCCUGCCUCGCCGGAGGAACGAGCCCUGCCUGAUGCGCGGGGGUGCCGCACGGCCCGGUUACUCACCGAAAACGCCCAACACCCUUCCCGGUUUUUUAAAGUGCAACUUGGAGUUUCUGGUUUAGAUAUCUUAAAGAGCAAACAAGGUUAAUCGAAGCAUUUUACAAACAAUUUUAUCGUAUUUUUGGGAUGUUAAUUCUCAAGUUUUUAUGCUAAGAUAUAUAGUAAGUUAUUUUAUGAUAUUGAUGAAAAAAAUUAUUUAUACUUGGAGGUUUGAGAACCAGAAUGCCCUUAAGCAGUUGGUCUGCAACCACACAUCUUUUAACAGUUGGCUGUUAGAAGCAGCUACGUUAAUAUAAUUGUUUGAAAUUGGGUAGUGUUUUGUUUUUCGGGUUUUUGGUUUUGUGUCGUGUUGUGGGGGUUUUUUUCUUCUUUUCUUUUUUUUUUUUUUUGAAAUAAAGUUUAAACUCCAA